Molecule: messenger RNA, 2030 nt
Organism: Priapulus caudatus
Lineage: Eukaryota; Metazoa; Priapulida; Priapulimorpha; Priapulimorphida; Priapulidae
Exons: 9
Coding region: 32-1399 (455 amino acids)
Biological process (GO): carbohydrate metabolic process
Molecular function (GO): protein binding
Source: RefSeq, a predicted model, not a curated record
AAGCACUGUCUCUGGCAACAGGUUUUCAGUCAUGAACAGCGGAGUUACGAACACAACAUCGGCUAUGUUGAAGCUAGUGUGCAUCUUCGCCGUGCUGGCCACUACUCUUGCAGUAGAUGGCGACUUCGAUAUAGACAUCGGAAUACCACGCGCUAAAGGUACCUGUCAGUUCCGUUGCGUGUCCGACGGCAGUUGUCUUCUAGACUUUGCACAGACAUGUGAUGGCGUGGAAGACUGCCCUCAGGGGGAAGACGAAGACUGUGGUUCACUCUGUGACCCGGAAACAUGCCUGCUAAGAGACAACUGCCAUUGUCUGAGCACCUCGCCACCUGGCGGCCUAGAACCAAAGGAUGUUCCGCAGAUGAUCUUGAUUAACACGGAGAACGAAAUACCAUACAGCGGUAUCUUUUCUACGAGAUCCACAGAUAAGGAUGGAAAAGCCAUAAGAGUGCCACGCAAAAAUCCAAAUGGAUGUCAGGCAACGGGCACUUUCUUCUUCCGUCACGAGUACACAAACUAUGCUUACGUCAAGCAGGUUUACGCGAGAGGUCACGAGAUCGGCUCGCUGUCGAUUAGUCACCAGCUACCAAGCACUUAUUGGGCCAUGGCAUCCGCGGAAGAAUGGGAUCGAGAGCUUUCUGGACACAAACAACUGUUGGAGAAAUUUGCCGGUAUCAAUCCAGCUGAUGUCAAGGGGACUAGGGGCUCCCCAUACUACCAGGUUGGUGGUGAAAACCAAUUUGAUGCUAUGAGUCGCAACGGUUUCGCGUAUGACUCAUCAAUGGCGACACAUUACAAUAACCCACCGGUUUAUCCCUACACGUUGGAUCACAAGAAUAGGAUUGAAUGCUUCGUUCCGCCAUGUCCACUCAAAUCAUGGCCAGGAAUCUGGGAGAUUCCACUGAAUGUCUACAACGACGUUAAUGGUACUCGUUGCAAACAGCUCGGAAGCUGUUAUCGUCCUGGUAACCGAGAUUGGUACAGUUUCAUCAAGCAAAACUUUAACCGCCAUUAUUUGACCAACAGGGCUCCAUUCCAAAUCACGCUGCGAAAUGACUGGUUCAUAUCAAGCUCGACAGCUUAUCGUGGUUUGAUACAGUUCCUUGACGAGAUGGCUGAAAUGAAUGACGUCUACUUUGUCAGCAUGUCUCAGGCAAUCGAUUGGAUGAGGAAUCCGACGCCUCUGUCGUCCAUCUCUAGCUUCAAACCGUGGAACUGGUGCCAGGAACCGCAGAAUCGUGAUCGCAGCUGUGACAACGUCGCCAGUUGCCAGUACAUCAACGUCACCCACGUUCCACUUCCCAACGAGCGAGUAAUGCGCAUAUGCGAUCCGGCAGAAUGUCCGCCUAUCUACCCGUGGGUUGGCAGACCGCUCGGCGAGCUACCCGGCCAGGGUUAGAGAUCUCGCGAGUCUCAUCCUGUGAUGUCCCGUCCUAUAACAUCCCAUCUAAUAACGCCACAUUCCAAUGACGUCACAUCCUAUGACUCUAGUUGCGUAAACUAGUGCGGGUCCACUGAGGCUGUACUGCAUUGGGCGAAUUAAAGCUGGAGCGGCCAUAUUGGUGCAAGUUAAUCGAUAGCUAUACAUGCGGCGAACGCUAUGUGCAUUUUGUUAAUUGCUGCAUGCUAUACAUUUACCUGAUAUAAGUAAAGGCUACUAUAGGGAAUAGUAUUGCAACAUCAAGUACAGCCGAGUAGUUACACCUAUUAUAGGUCUACAGCUAUGGUCAAGCAGAUAACAAUGAUCCCCACAUUUGUACCUUAUGCAUGUAUGCAUUGUACGUAUAUAUAUAAUGCACAUAUGCAUUAUAAACACCUUACAGUGGAUUUCCUACGUUCAUCGUUGCUAUAUGAGCAUGUGUAGAGAAGCUAUGGAUCCAUUUUGUUAGUACACUUUAUAUGCAUAUUUUCAGUUACUCUGAAAUUCGAUCGCCACGGCUUUUGAUGUAGAACGUAUAUUAUUUCUGCAGCUAUUUCUUUUUAUUCACAUUAGUCAACAUUGUAUGAUAAUAAAUUAGAUGUUAAAUAUU